Messenger RNA from Plasmodium reichenowi, 630 nucleotides. Its product is annotated as vacuolar protein sorting-associated protein 2, putative. The coding region runs from base 1 to 630 and encodes 209 amino acids. Gene Ontology annotation, cellular component: multivesicular body; ESCRT III complex. NCBI's taxonomy places the organism in Eukaryota, Apicomplexa, Aconoidasida, Haemosporida, Plasmodiidae. The record is from RefSeq and is a predicted model, not a curated record. The transcript has a single exon. Gene Ontology annotation, biological process: protein transport; endosome transport via multivesicular body sorting pathway; late endosome to vacuole transport.
AUGGGAACUUAUUUUUCCAAAGAUCUGCAAGAAUGCCUAAGGGAGGAGAAGCGAAAUUUAAAUCGGUCGAUCAGAGAAUUAGAGAGAGAGAUAUUUAAAAUGGAAAAUGAAAAAAAACAAAUAGAAAAGAACAUAAAAAUACAUGCAAAGAAGAAUGAUAUAACAUUAGUACGUACCUUAGCAAAAGAUUUAGUAAAAAUAAAACAAAACGUUAUAAAAUAUAAUAAAAUAAAAUCUCAUUUAUUAUCAAUGAAAAUAAAAUUACAAAGUGUUAAAUCUUCAGAACAAUUAAAUAAAAGUUUAUGUGAUAUAAACAAUAUAAUUAAAAGGGUAAAUAAAUAUAUUCAAGUCAAAAAUAUUAAUAACUCCAUAUAUGAAUUUCAAAAACAAAAUAAUGAAGUCUCCAUAAAAGAAGAUAUGAUAGACGACUUAUUUGAUACACUGAAUUAUGAUAUAGAUAUGAUUCAAGAAGAAGACGAAAUUGUUUCCAAGGUACUAGAUGAAUUAGGUAUACAACUCAAUUCAAAAUUAGAACAAAUUCCUACAAUCAAACAAACAGAAAAUCAACAACUUGACAAUGUUAAUAUAUCAAAAAUUGAAGAUAGAAUAAACAAUUUGAAAAAAAUGUGA